This is a messenger RNA of Saccoglossus kowalevskii, 2103 nucleotides long. Its product is annotated as putative aarF domain-containing protein kinase 5. NCBI's taxonomy places the organism in Eukaryota, Metazoa, Hemichordata, Enteropneusta, Harrimaniidae. The record is from RefSeq and is a predicted model, not a curated record.
AUGCGAGGUAUCAAUAUCUGGUCAACGUUAACAUGUAAAUGUGUAAUAAUAUACCCUACCUUAAUUUACACUGAUACUCGGAGCAAUGAACAAGUCGGUUGGCGAACUGAAACAGAGCUGGGAACUGGCAACGAUGUAGACCUACAGGUACUGCAAGACUGGAAUGUCUAUUCAGGAUUAUUGCAGUUUGAUGCGGAGUUUAUACAACGCCCAGAUGCCGAGGCUUCACCUAGUCUAGCUUUGUGUAUAAUACAGUGCCGACCAAUCGCUGUUCCGUGUUCCAAUGACUAUAUGUUACCAUGGAAACGAGGAUACAACACUUUCAGUUCAUAUCGACUCCAAGGUUUCACAGAAAUACGAUUGAACACAUAUUCAAAUAUUAUUACACGAAGUUUCAAUGACAAUCCAUCAACCAGUAGUAUUUUGAAACGAUGUAGUCUUGUGAGGACAUUUAACUCGCAUGCACUGAAAAGACAGACAUUGCAGCAGUCUUCCAGUGCUGGGAGAUACAAUGUGAAAAGAAAAUUAUUAUUAUUUUUGUUAAUAUCAGUUCCGGCAACUGGACUGUUUGGUUAUUUUUAUCUUGAGGAUGUGAAAAAACGACAAAUCAGAGUGGCUGUUGAAGGUUUUGUGCGGUUCUGGAGGUGCUUAUACAUAGGUAUGGGUAUAUCUUUAGAUUAUUGGUGGUCGCUACAAGGGUUAGUGGAGGGUACAAAAGCAUACUCCAAUGCAAUGCGUGGUUGUCACCAGAGAUCAGCCGACAAGCUCGUAGAUGCGUGCAUGAAAAAUGGCGGACUGUAUGUAAAAUUAGGACAAGGGAUUGUCUCUAUGAAUCACAUUCUUCCCAAGGAAUAUACAGAGACGCUAACAAUUCUGCAGGACAAAGCACUGGUCAGGCAGUAUAAAGAGAUCGAUAGAUUAUUUCGAGAAGACUUUGGUAAGACUGUCGAUGAGAUCUUUGUGGAUUUUGAACAGCAUCCGAUUGCGGCUGCUAGUCUAGCUCAAGUACACCGAGCGAAAACGAAGAAUGGCGAUGAAGUGGCUGUAAAAGUACAGUAUAUUGAUUUACGAGACCGUUACCAUAGCGACCUCUGGACGUUAGAAAUUCUAUUUGAUAUUAUUGAGUGGAUGCAUCCAUCAUUCGGAUUCCGCUGGGUUCUUAAGGAUAUGAAAGGUACAUUAGCCAAAGAACUUGAUUUUGAAAAUGAAGGAUACAACGCAGAACGGUGUGGUAGAGAUCUCAGACAUAUGAAAUCUGUGUAUGUGCCAAAAAUAUAUUGGAAUUUGACAACAAAGCGAGUGUUAACCAUGGAACACAUCGAGGGAUGCAAAGUGACGGACAAGGAAUCCAUUCACAAUAUGUCUCUUACUCUUCAGGAUGUGGAUACAAAGCUCAUCUGUGUUUUUGCAGAGCAGAUUUUCCAUACAGGGUUUGUGCAUGCAGAUCCACAUCCGGGCAACGUGUUUGUUCGAAAAGGCAAGGACAGUAAAGCAGAGCUUGUUCUAUUAGAUCAUGGACUUUAUGAUGAAAUUUCCUCUAAGGACAGAGUGUCACUCUGCAGACUUUGGAAAGCUAUUGUGCUUCGUGAUGAACCCAGUAUGCAAAUAUAUUCUAAUGAGCUUGGAGUUAAAGAUUAUUUAUUAUUUUCUGAAAUGUUAAUGCAAAGACCACUUAAUAUGCAUGUGAGACGCGGCUUUCAUAUGAAUACGAGGCUGAGUAAAUCGCAAAUGAAAUAUAUGCAGUCAAUGGCGAAAUUACAUUUUGAUAAAAUUAUGGUUGUCCUCAAAGAAUUACCCAGGCCUAUGCUGCUUGUGUUUAGGAAUAUAAAUACUAUUCGUUCAAUAAAUCGGGAGCUAGGAAUGCCUGUAGACAGGUACACAAUGAUGGCACGAUGUGCCAUUGGUGGGACUGAAGAAAAUUUGAAAACCAGAAGUUUUGUGUCAAAAUUAAAAGCAAAGUGGGAACGAUUUAUGUUUGAUUUAACAUUGAGAUCGGACAAACUCGUUCACUGGCUGUUUGUGUUUUAUAUUCGAACUUUACAGUACUUAGGAAGAGCACCAGCAGAUCUGGGUGUGCUGAAGACAUAUCUACAACAGUCUUGA